Messenger RNA from Zootermopsis nevadensis, 1673 nucleotides. RefSeq names its product COMM domain containing 10 protein valette (gene Vlet). The record is from RefSeq and is a predicted model, not a curated record. Lineage: Eukaryota; Metazoa; Arthropoda; Insecta; Blattodea; Termopsidae.
GCGUUGCCAACUUUCAACAUUGAAUUUGCGAUCUCUAUCAUUGUGAAGUGAUCAGCACUGAUCUGUUCAUAGAUCAUAAUACAGAUUGCAGAUAUUUGUUUAAUGUGUGUGAUUAACAAAGGAUGCAGAUAAUCAUGUGUAUGGUGUGUGUGUUUGCAUAGUCGUGUGUGAACGAGAUUAUUAUUGAUGUACACGUCUUUGCACAGGACAUAACGUUGGAUGUUGAUGGUGGUUAAUGUAUUUAGUAUGUUCCUUUGUCUGAAUAGUCGAAUGUGAAUGGGAUUAUUAUUGUGUUUUUUUUUCGAAUUAUCCAGUUGGUAGUAAUUUCAAGUGCCGUGGUACAAUAAUGGCAACUUGGAUAAAUGUUACCCCAAGUUUGAAGAGAGCAGCCAAUAUAAUAAACGGUUUAGAUACAUCAAAGUUCCCUCUUCUCCUGAGUCGGAUCUCCCAGUCACUGCAAGCGGGUGCCAUUAAUGAGAAGGCAUUCAAUAAUGAAGAGGAAGAGAAGUUGGAGGUUUCUCUUGGUUUAGAGAAGUCGGACCUGAAACUGCUCCUUGAGUCCACCACGUUCAUCCUAGAACAGGCUGCGUAUUACAUGACUAAACCAGCAGUUCUGCAGAGAUAUCUGUCAGAUACAUUGGAGCUUAACGAAGAUAAAUGUGAAGCGUUUGUAAAUGUCUGGAUAAAUUCAGCAAAGGGAAUUGUGGAACAUCUGAGACAGAGGUCUUUGUUUCCGGCACAGCUUGACGAAGUCAGAUGGUCCCUCAGCCUUCAGACUGCUUCGAAUGCUCAAACGAAACAGGUUAUUCCAAAAGCAGUGUUUCAGUUUGGACUGAAGACAAAUGCAGGCGCUCGCGAUAACGCGACAGUCGCGUUUACGCACGAAGAACUGUACGAAUUCUAUAAAAACAUCGAAACAAUACAGACCAAGUUGGAUGGAUUGCACUGAACAUUUACCAGUUCACAUCAGAUUUUGUUCAGUUUUUUUAUACGCGGGAACGGCAAGAACGUGAUGUAAGUAAUUCACUGUAUUACGAAAUGUAUUUGUUUAUGUAUGGAUUAUUUGGAAUGUUAUGGCAAAGGUUGGAGAGUAGAAUGUGAAUGUUUCGUACUUGCGUGCUUUGUAGUUGAUAAAUUUACUGAACUUUAUUAUAUAUUAUGAAUAUUAAAAUAAUGGAUUAAUUCAUUAUGACUACAGAAGGCAGAAUACAAUUGGAUCCACGUUCGUCAUUUAUCUGGAGCAUUUAAAUUACUGCAGUCGAUGUGGUCGUAUGGAUUUAAUUGAAACUUACACUGUCAUAAAGUACAACUUGUUACAAAGUACAGUGUAUUUAUUCCAUUUUUAAGAAAAAAAAAACCCUUAUUGAGUUGUGAACCCAUUUACCUGCACAUGAGAUCUUGUAACGAGCAGUCUCGUUAUGUUCCGUUUGAGUUAUGAUUUCAUUUCCCCACAUUCUAAUUGAAUACUCCCCUGAUUUAAUUUCAUCCUGCAAAUUUAUCAUGCUACAAAGUACUGAGUCAUCUCCACUUCCAUUAGACCUGCUUCAGGCAAGAUUGUUUCAUUUCCAAAGCCUCGUGGUGAAAUGAAUACAAUCUUACUUAGAGUCUUUUGAAGCUGGUCUGAUUACACAAUUAAUAUGCAGUAUAAAAUAAGAUAAAUAGCCAAAGACAUA